Messenger RNA from Xenia sp. Carnegie-2017, 1711 nucleotides. RefSeq lists its product as uncharacterized. NCBI's taxonomy places the organism in Eukaryota, Metazoa, Cnidaria, Anthozoa, Malacalcyonacea, Xeniidae. The record is from RefSeq and is a predicted model, not a curated record. Gene Ontology annotation, molecular function: cysteine-type endopeptidase activity. Bases 72 to 1187 code for a protein of 371 amino acids. The transcript is spliced from 5 exons. Gene Ontology annotation, biological process: regulation of apoptotic process; proteolysis.
AGAGCGGAAAUUUCUUUGUGUUUCACGAAUACUAGGAUAUUAUUGAAGAGCUUUUUUGCGUGUUACAGUUGAUGAACGAAAACGUAAUGGAGGACAAACAUCGUGAAGUUUUGAGAGCGAACAGAAUGGAAAUCGUUCGUGAUUUGGAUGUGGACAAUGCUACAUCAUUCUUGUAUUCGAAAAGCAUCCUAUCAGAAAAUGAUCGUGACGAGAUUAAAGCAAUUAAAACAUUGCAAUCUAAAAGUGAGAAACUCUUGGAUAUUCUUCCGAGGCGAGGACCCGAAGCGUUUGGUGUUUUUGUGAAAUUUCUCGAUGAAAAUCAACCAUUCUUGAUUAAAUACCUGAAAUCCGAUACAGGUUUGCAAGGUUCAAAGCAACUUGUGGAUAUUUGGGAUGGACCAUCACACAGCCUCGAUGAUAAAAAGCUUCCCCACGAAACUGAUGAAGAGUUAAAACCUAAGACGUUUGAUGACACCAGUGUUAAACCAGGAAUGGGUUCAGCACAUCAAGAUGGGAAGGGUUCAUGGACACCAAAUCAAGGUAGUAUUUUCCAUAAAUGUGGUAAAAUAUUCAAGGUCUGCUUUCACAAAGCCAAGAAUAGUGUUUUGAUGUAUCAGAAUUUCAGACUGCAUCGGUGUACAAAGCAACCAGUUGAUAAUGUAGAUGCUCCAUCGCGUAAUCUCGAUGAUGAAAAGUCUCCUGAAGAAACUGACGAAGAGUUAAAACAUGAGAACUCCCCAAACACUAUUGGUAAAACCACCAGUAUCUGUACACAAGAAGAUGGGAAAUGGUUUAAAUGGCGGCUUCCUAAACCGAAUGAAGGUUUCGAAUAUAUUGAGGGGAUUGAUCAGAAAGACGGAGGAAGUCAUUAUGAGAACAACAAAAUUACGCUUCCUUGUGAGGCAGAUUUUAUGUAUGCUUAUUCUUCUGUACCAGGCUACUAUUCAUGGCGCAACUCUGCCAAAGGCUCUUGGUUUGUUCAAGCCAUCGUUUCUGUCUUCCGCAAGUAUUCUAAGUCAAUGGAUCUUCUCAGAAUGAUGACGCGCGUGAAUUGUGAAGUGGCUAAACAGAAGUCAAACACAAAUGAAGACUAUUCCGACAACAAGAAACAGAUUCCUUCAAUUAUCUCACAGCUGCGUAAGGAACUUUACUUCUUUCCUGAAAAUGUUUUAGAGGGUCAGCCGUAAAUUUUAUGUUUUGAUUUGUUUGGAUAGUUUUUUGUAUUGGCUUGAAUGAUUCAAGUGUUUAAGUACUUUAGUAUGAUCUCCGCUGUUCAUGUGAAGUGAUAUGUAAGGUAACAGUCGCAAUUUGCUUUUUGCAGCUUGCACAAUCUAAUCUAUGUUGAGCACAACCAUAUUUCAGUUGCACUUUGCAGUUUGCAUUAACUGUUCUGUGCAUUUUCUGGUUUUUUUUCUUUUCCCAUUUUCUCGGCAACGGAGAGAUAUUUGUAAACCUUCAAAGAGUGUUAAAAGGAAUUAAAUAAUCCACAAUAAUCAUAUCUAUAGACACGUGAAAAGAAUGACGUUGCAUUUUAUACACGUUCCCUGUGUAUUAAUGCUUUUUUAUGUAAUCAACCUAAAAUAUUCUUUUAGAUUAAAAUCGUUAUACAUUAUUAUGGAGUGACAAGCGACUUCUCCUAUGAAGUACUAUAAAUGUAGGAUAGGGUAAAAGCCAAUGAAAAUUGAGAAAUAAAUUAUUUGUAGUACAGAAA